Molecule: messenger RNA, 786 nt
Organism: Salvelinus sp. IW2-2015
Lineage: Eukaryota; Metazoa; Chordata; Actinopteri; Salmoniformes; Salmonidae
Source: RefSeq, a predicted model, not a curated record
AUUGACUUCACCAGCUUACUUGGUCUCUGUGGAAAUGAGUUGCGCCUUCCAUUCCUGGGUGAAAGACGAGUGUUUGAGAGAGCAGAAGAAGUGAUGAAGCAGAGCCUAGAGAGGGUUAACCUCUKUCUACACUGGGAUCGGACAACUCUUCUCAGUGAAGCUCUCAGCAAGACCAUUUUAAAGUGUUUGACACAUAUCAACAAACUCAGUUUUACCCCACUACAACAUCAGAGAGGAUCCCCUGAAAAACUAGAGAAAGAAGAAAAAGCAGUCCUACUAGAUUUGUGUCUACAAGCAGGAUUAUAUCACAGAGAAACGUUCCAGGGUGCUGUGAACACACUGCUGUCACUGUUUUCUGUGUAUCAAACUGAAAGAUAUGACAUCCUGCUGGAUCUGUACUCACAUGUGAAGUACAAUAGGAAACAAGCAGGCAGAAGUAUCCUUCCAUCAUUGAGACCACUUUACCAGCCAGCUCCUGCAGUCUGGUCCAUAGACCUCUCAGAGAGAAAGGUCUCCCUCCUCCUAGACGUGCUGAAACUCCAACCAGAGAAGAAAUCUGUAGAGCUGAAAGGCUGGUCAGAUGAAGACAGUGAAGUGAGGAGUUUCCUUCAGUGUCUGCCCUACAUCUCACAGCUCAGGAUUGCUCCACCACAGGAUCAGAGAAGAUCCCCUGAAGACUUGAGAAAGAGAGAGAAGACAUUCCUACUGAAUAUGUGUCUUCAAGCAGCCCUCCAUGAGAGAGAAACCAUACAAACAACUGUAGAGAAAGUGGUUGUCACUGUCUGA